UUGUGCUUUUCCGCUCCACCUAACUAGCUAACUAGCUUCAGUAGCAACUUGAGAAUAGCUCACAAACCUUGUCAGAAUUAGCUACAGUUCAGCACAGUUGAGGCACCUUUAUGUUUGCCAGGUGUUGAGGGCGCUGUACGCAUCUCUCUCUGAAACAGCCGAGUCUUGGAACUCUAAAGUGGGGUGUCCUUCGCUUUUGAGUACACUUUGCUGACACUGGCUGCAACACUGUGACUUUUUUGUGAUCUAGAGGGGACCCUAUCAGAGCAAGGGCUCAAACUGUUGCUCCAGGUCCCCUCUAACUUAGUAAGAGUGUGUGUUGAGUCGACUGGAGACUCUCAACUUGUCCAGCUAAGAUGUCCUCCAUCUUGCCAUUCACCCCUCCGGUGGUGAAGAGGCUACUUGGGUGGAAGAAGUCAACGAGCGGCCCAGGGGGAGCGGGUGGAGGAGAACAGAAUGGCCAGGAGGAGAAAUGGUGUGAAAAGGCAGUGAAGAGCUUAGUGAAGAAGCUCAAGAAGACAGGCCAGUUGGAUGAGUUGGAGAAAGCAAUCACCACACAGAACUGCAACACCAAAUGUGUUACCAUCCCCAGCAAUUGCUCUGAAAUAUGGGGACUGAGUACACCAAAUACGAUAGAACAGUGGGAUACAUCAGGCCUAUACAGCUACCCUGACCAAACCAGGUCCCUGGAUGGACGCCUUCAGGUCUCCCACAGGAAGGGGCUUCCCCAUGUUAUCUACUGCCGCUUGUGGCGAUGGCCGGACCUUCACAGUCACCAUGAGCUGCGUGCCAUGGAGGCCUGCGAGUAUGCCUUUCACCUCAAGAAAGACGAGGUCUGCAUCAAUCCCUACCACUACCAGAGAGUGGAGACACCAGUGCUGCCUGCUGUUCUUGUGCCAAGACACUCAGAAAUCCUGCCAGAGUUGCCACCUCUGGACGACUACACUCAUUCCAUACCUGAGAACACAAACUUUCCUGCGGGAAUUGAACCUCCAAACAACUAUAUACCAGAAACUCCUCCACCUGGUUACAUCAGUGAGGAUGGAGAGGCCAGCGAUCAACAGAUGAAUCAAAGUAUGGAUACAGGUUCUCCAGCAGAGCUCUCACCGAGUACUCUAUCUCCUGUCAAUCACAGUAUGGACCUGCAGCCGGUGACUUACUCUGAGCCAGCCUUCUGGUGCUCUAUAGCCUACUAUGAGCUGAAUCAGCGUGUGGGGGAGACCUUUCAUGCCUCGCAGCCCUCUCUCACAGUGGAUGGAUUCACAGAUCCAUCCAAUUCUGAGCGUUUCUGCUUGGGCUUGUUGUCUAAUGUAAACAGGAAUGCCACUGUGGAAAUGACUAGAAGGCACAUAGGAAGAGGAGUUAGACUGUACUAUAUUGGAGGGGAAGUAUUUGCUGAAUGCCUCAGUGAUAGUGCCAUCUUUGUUCAGAGUCCAAACUGCAACCAGCGUUACGGAUGGCAUCCAGCAACAGUGUGCAAAAUUCCCCCAGGUUGUAAUUUAAAAAUCUUCAAUAACCAGGAAUUUGCAGCUCUACUGGCUCAGUCAGUCAACCAGGGUUUUGAGGCUGUCUACCAGCUUACAAGGAUGUGCACCAUCCGCAUGAGCUUUGUUAAAGGCUGGGGAGCAGAAUAUAGGCGGCAGACUGUCACAAGCACCCCUUGCUGGAUUGAGCUGCACUUGAAUGGUCCCUUGCAAUGGCUGGACAAGGUUUUGACCCAGAUGGGUUCGCCGUCAGCACGUUGCUCCAGUAUGUCCUAGACAGCUUGGGAAACUCCAAAAAAACAGCCAAUUACAAAGAUCAGUACAUUUUAAAGUUGUGAGUUCUUUAAUGGAAACAACACAACGUCCCCAUCAACCUAUAGAAUAACUUUUAUGUAUCAUAUUUCAUAGUAUUUGUGGCUAUGUUCCACAUCCAUAUUUUAACACAAACACACUGAAGAACAAAUGUUCACUCUUACACACACACACACACACACACACACACACACACACACACACACACACACACACACACACACACAGACUUUUCAGAGAAAGAAAAAUAAACAAUAAUUUGGCACUUUGUUACCAUUUAUGUCAUGCACCUUGUUAAACUCUCCCCCUAAAUCUCUAAUAUUAGAUCUAUUUGUGGUACAAAUAAAAUGUAUAUUGAUUUUUAGUCCAGGAAGUAGAGGAAAUACCAAAAAUAUCUGUGAAUAGUUUCUCAGUAUUGAAGGUUGCUUGUAUGAGCAAAAUAAGCUUGAAUGAUUUUGUUCCAGCCCCACCCCCAUCAUUGUUCUCAAUGUUAAGUUUACUUUUCUCUGGGAAACUUGGUCUCCAUCUUUAGUGAGGGGACGCGGCUUGGUGAAGAGACGAUGGCCUCUGUGGCUGUUUUUUCUCUAAAAACGUUGCGAUGUCUUCAAAUUUGAUUGAUUGACUCUGCUGGCACGGCCCUUUCUCCUACUUGUGUCUCGAUAUAAGACAUACCUCUGGACAGACAAAUAGGAAUGUUAUGUUGCGGGCAAAAGGUUUUGUGUGUUGUGUUUUUUUUUUUUUUUUUUUUUUUUUUUUUUUUGUUUUUUGUUUUUUUAAGCCCGUUACUUCCCAAAAACCCUUAGCAAACUGUAAACUCAGUCUGGCUAUAGUUUUCUUUAGUUGUCAUUAUAUGGCAUCAGACCUGUCUUUGGGUUAGUUGAGUUCACAUGCUCAGAACCUGGUGUGGAACGUGGAGAGAUGUUGAUGAGGCUCUACAGGAUGAACUGGGCAGGGACCAGAGAAUAUCAAAUCUCAAAUGCGUUUUCUCCCUUUUUGACAUGACGUGGGGGCUCUCCAUGGUGACACAUUAACGGCCUCACCAGGAGAAAAUGAAGGCAUCAAAUAAUCCAUUCUGUUUUAGCCUAUAUCCCAAUUGUUUUGCUACUUUUUGUAUUCUCUUGUAUUUUAUAUAUAAAUAUUCUUCAUUUCUGUUCACCUUUUAAUUAAGUUCAUAUUUUCCGAACCACAGUUGUUUUUAAAGUGACGAGGGGCAUGGAUCUUUCCUUAGUUUCAGCCAAAUUCAAAUUUAUGUCCCAUAGCAGCUUUGUCUUUGUACAAAAAAAAAAAAGAAAAAUCAACCAAAAAACAGGAAAUAUCACUGGCCCCCAUUAAUGUGUACCCUGUUGCGUUUGUUUAAUUUUUUCCCCAAAGAAAUCUGGUUCAUUUAAAGUACAUAAAACAACAGAUCUGUGUGAAAACUUGCAGUGGUUCUAAUCAUCGCAGAGCCGUGUAAAAUUAAUGGCCAUUUUUUUCCUUCUUUAAAAACACGUAACCUCUUGUAGCCUUUUGGUGCUUAGUCAAGCUGGUUAAGGUCAACAAAAUGUUACACAAACAUGGGAGGAGAGUGGUUUUCCUCCAUGAGAAAAGAGCGAAUGUGCCUGCACACUAGAACAUUCUGUGUUAAUGUGUGUAAUGUAUUUGUUCUGUCUAUAAACAGUAUGUACAACAUGACUGAUUAGCUUAAACUCUGCCAUUAUUGUCAUUACGUGGCUGUUGCGAGUUUAACAUGUUUCCUCGCCUCCCUCGUCUUUGGUGUAAAUGUGUUUACCUUAUGGCACUAGUGAUUGUACUUUAAGUGCACCUAGUGAAGAUGGGACUUGGCGAGCUGAACCACGUGUUAGGGUCCAGUGUUGCAUUGUUUUUUAUCUUUGGCCUACAACAUAUGAAUGUGAAAAAAAAUUCAUUACAGAAACUGACGUGGACCAGACGUACAUAUACAUAACAGUAGUACAGUAUGUGUGUAAUUAACAGUAAUCCUUUUGCAAAAUGAAUCCGUACAGUAGAUGUCGCAGUUGUUUUACCAGUAGAGGGCGGUAUUGAUAGAGCAGUUCUCUUUUUCUGACCAUAAGCUUCUCAGGCGUGUGGCAUAUUAUGCAGACUUCAUAAAAACACUAAUAAAGAUUUUUAUUCUAAUGA
This is a messenger RNA of Betta splendens (Siamese fighting fish), 3932 nucleotides long. RefSeq names its product mothers against decapentaplegic homolog 2. The transcript is spliced from 11 exons. Gene Ontology annotation, biological process: SMAD protein signal transduction; transforming growth factor beta receptor signaling pathway; anatomical structure morphogenesis. Gene Ontology annotation, cellular component: heteromeric SMAD protein complex. Gene Ontology annotation, molecular function: RNA polymerase II cis-regulatory region sequence-specific DNA binding; DNA-binding transcription factor activity, RNA polymerase II-specific; I-SMAD binding. Lineage: Eukaryota; Metazoa; Chordata; Actinopteri; Anabantiformes; Osphronemidae. The coding region runs from base 357 to 1760 and encodes 467 amino acids. The record is from RefSeq and is a predicted model, not a curated record.